Messenger RNA from Plasmopara halstedii, 885 nucleotides. RefSeq names its product serine threonine protein kinase. The coding region runs from base 1 to 885 and encodes 294 amino acids. Gene Ontology annotation, biological process: protein phosphorylation. Lineage: Eukaryota; Oomycota; Peronosporomycetes; Peronosporales; Peronosporaceae. The transcript has a single exon. Gene Ontology annotation, molecular function: protein kinase activity; ATP binding. The record is from RefSeq and is a predicted model, not a curated record.
AUGCCACUGCCACCACUUAUCUCUGAGCGCUUCCGACUUCUUCGUCCAUUGAACGACGCGUUGUACGGAUCCAUAGGACUAUAUGAAGACAUACAACAUAAUAGUGAGCCUGUAGCUAUAAAGCAAGUGUCGCUAGCACGAGCUGUAGCAAUUUUGCGUGUCAAUCCUAACAUGGACAAUCCCUGGAGCGAGCAUCGCGUGGUCUCACAUCUGAUGGCACUUCCACCGCAUACCAACAUUGUGCGCGUUCGUGGUGAGUUUCUACAUUUAAACGACACAUGGUGUGUAGUUAUGGAAUUUUGUCCCGGUGGAGAUCUAUGGAGCUUAUUGGAAUCUCAGCCGAACAAUCGCCUUCCAGAGCUUGAGGCGUGCCAGCUUUUUCUUCAAUGUGUACGUGGAGUGCGCUUCCUACACGCGCAAGGCAUUGCACAUCGUGAUCUGUCACUUGAAAAUAUCUUUUGUAGUCGUGGAGUAUGCAAAAUUGGAGAUUUUGGACUAAGUACAAAUGUACCGCUCCGAGGCUGUGGCGAGACUGUGGGCAAGGCUUACUACAUGGCUCCUGAAGUGGUCAAUCAAGAGGCAUAUGACGCAUUUUCUGCUGAUGUGUGGUCGCUUGGUAUUAUGCUUUUUAUUAUGCUUACUGGCUCACCGCUCACGUCUUGUGCGUCGCGAGACAAUAAAGCAUUUAAUGCUUUUUGUAAAUUGGGCGUGGCGAAAAUUAUCGUCUCGUGGGGGCUUUCAGAUCGAAUAUCUCCGGCUACAGUUGGAUUGAUAGAUAGACUACUCAGCAUCGACCCAAGUGACCGACCAACGAUCGAUGAGCUGUAUGAGAUUCUGGAGGCAAGAGCAAAGAUCAAUGCACAGCAAAGUGUAGAAAUUUAUUGA